UGCAUCCCUCAACAUUAAGUUGUUUUCUUCUUGUUUUCAGAGAAAAUCCUUAUUCCAGUUUCUAUGGAUCCUAGCAGUUCACAAUGAAGGAAGCGUACCAAGUCCUUCUGUAUUUAUUCAAAACCUUCUCUAUCUACCUAACAAAAUCCCGGAAAGGAAAAUGCCCAAAACUGCUCCUGGUGCCAUGCGAGGCUGCCUGUGGAGGUGCGUCCAAGUCCUGGCAUCCCUAGUCAUCCUGGGGUUCUUUCUUCAAGAGAAUAUUGCAGCAGUACGUGUGAAGCAGCAACAUAACACAUUGCUGAGUGAGAAGAAGAAAAUGAUUCAGCAGAUAGCGCAGGAGGAAAUCAGCUCCAAAAUCAAGAACCAUUUGAAACACUUCACAGAGAUGCAGCAAAGUUCCCAUGUUCUCCGGCAUGUCACCUACACAGUUCUGGCUGGAGCCUCUUACCAGCCAAAGAGGCUGCUGACGGUGGGCAUCUUCUCAGUGCCGCAUAGUCACAGGACUCACCUCUUGGACACCAUGUCAUCCUUGUUCCAAGCUUCCUCAGAACAGGACCUGGAGUAUAUGCUGGUCUUGGUCCUCCUGUCAGACACUGACCCCACAUGGCUCAACCAAACAGUUGCCAACAUUUCAGGUCUUUUCAUGCCUCACAUUGAAUCUGGGAGGCUGCUGGUGGUCCAUGGUCUGCUUGGUGGCUCCAGAGCAAAGAGCAGAAAUGAUACCUCUCCCUGUGGAAAACUAUAUUCUAGGCAAAAAACAAGUCUUGCCCUUCUCAUGAAUUUUGCCCUCAACCUCUCUGAAUACUUCCUGUUGCUAGGAGAUAAUGUGAAGACUGCCCCCAAGUUUCUGGCUAACGUCUUCUGGGCCUUGCCGGCCUGGAAGCAGCUCCAUUGGGUGAGCCUAGACUUCUCCAGCAUGCCGCUCUCCGGAAAGGUUUUCCAUACUGAGGAUCUUUCCCGCUUCGUCUCCUUCUUGCUCCUCUUCCCCAAGGACAUUCCCACUCACUUGCUUCUCUCUGAGUUCAGGCUUCUCUUGUCUCAAAAUGUUCCUAUCCGCUUCAGUCCCUCCGUCUUCUACCGAAUGGACAAGGACUCUGAGUUUAAAGACACAUGCUUUCCUGCGGAGCAAGACAAAGACUUGGGCAGACCAGACAAUCCUGCUGGGACUGUCUUUACAAACAUGAUCUCAUUUUGGAAUACAAAUCCACAGUUUGCCUACUUUCUCAAUGAUGACUACUUCUGGACCUUGGACCCUCUAGAAGGCAACUACUUGCUGGUGGUUCUAGAUAAGCCACAAAAAGUCAUCAAGGUAGCAGUGGAGACAGGCUCUACUAAGAAUAGGUUGAACUUAUUAAAACACGGGCAACUAUUACUGGGCUACAGCCCCAUGGAAUACCCCCAACGCUGUGCUCAUUAUAACUUGGUAGGACCAUUGGUGAGAGGUCAGUUGGAGCAGAUGGUAUUUUAUGAAGAAGAUGCUGUGACAGAGAUUAGUUGUAUAAAAUUGCUGGUGACAUCAUCUCAUGACUACCCCGUCAGGAUCAUGCAGAUCAAAGUCUGGACAGAAGUGGAGGACGAGGAGAGUUGGAGGCUACUGUAAGAUUUCUCUAAGACAGGGUCGGGGAAGGGAAAAAUAAAGCCAUCGAA
Messenger RNA from Mus caroli (Ryukyu mouse), 1647 nucleotides. RefSeq names its product alpha-1,3-mannosyl-glycoprotein 4-beta-N-acetylglucosaminyltransferase-like protein MGAT4E. Gene Ontology annotation, molecular function: acetylglucosaminyltransferase activity. Gene Ontology annotation, biological process: protein N-linked glycosylation. The record is from RefSeq and is a predicted model, not a curated record. NCBI's taxonomy places the organism in Eukaryota, Metazoa, Chordata, Mammalia, Rodentia, Muridae.